This is a messenger RNA of Gossypium arboreum, 6287 nucleotides long. RefSeq names its product protein TIC 214-like. Lineage: Eukaryota; Viridiplantae; Streptophyta; Magnoliopsida; Malvales; Malvaceae. Gene Ontology annotation, cellular component: membrane. The record is from RefSeq and is a predicted model, not a curated record.
ACGGGUUACCUGCUCUUAACGGUCAAAGCGAACCCUUUCAUUCUGACAUUCUGAAUUCUUUAAUUCGGAAUGAAUCAAAUCUCCUCAAGUAGGAUUCGAACCUACGACCAGUCAGUUAACAGCCGACCGCUCUACCGCUGAGCUACUGAGGAACAACGGGAGAUUAGAUCUCAUAGAGUUCAAUUCCCGUUCUCAACCCAUGACCAAUAUGAACUCGAAGUUUCCUUCGUAACCCCCGGAACUUCUUCGUAGUGGCUCCGUUCCAUGCCUCAUUUCAUAGGGAACCUCAAAGUGGCUCUAUUUCAUUAUAUUCCAUCCAGAUCCCAAUUCCAUUUUUAUAUUGUCAUUGACAUGACAUAAGAGAUGUCGGUUCUAGUCUAUCUUUUUCUAUUUCUAUAUAUGUAUAUGGAAAGUUCAAAAAUCAUCAUAUAAUAAUCCAGAAAUAGAAAAGAAAAAAGGGAGGUUAAUGAUGAUUUUAAAAUCUUUUAUACCAGGGAAUCUAAUAUCCUUAUACAUGACGAUAAUCAAUUCGGUCGUUAUGGUCGGACUCUAUUAUGGAUUUCUGACCACACUAUCCAUAGGUCCCUCUUAUAUCUUCCUUCUACGAGCUCGGUUUAUGGAAGAAGGAGAAGAAGGAACCGAGAAGAGAGUAUCAGCAACAACUGGGUUUAUUGCAGGCCAGCUCAUGAUGUUCAUAUCAAUCUACUAUGUACCUCUGCAUUUAGCAUUGGGUAAACCUCAUACAAUAACUGUCCUAGCUCUACCGUAUCUUUUGUUUCAUUUCUUCUGGAACAAUCACAAAGACUUUUUUGAUCAUAGACGUCCUACCAGAAAUUCAAUGCGUAAUCUUAGCAUUCAAUGUGUAUUCCUGAAUAAUCUCAUUAUUCAAUUAUUCAACCAUUUCAUUUUACCAAGUUCAAUGUUAGCCAGAUUAGUCAACAUCUAUAUGUUUCGAUGCAACAACAAUAUGUUAUUUGUAACAAGUAGUUUUGUUGGUUGGUUAAUUGGUCAUAUUUUAUUGAUGAAAUGGGUUGGGUUGGUAUUAGUCUGGAUACAACAAAAUAAUUUAAUUAGGUCUAAUGUACUUAUUCGAUCUAAUAAGUAUCUUGUAUCAGAAUUUAGAAAUUCUAUGGCUCGAAUCUUUAGUAUUCUGUUAUUUAUUACCUGUGUUUACUAUUUAGGCAGAAUACCGUCACCCAUUCUAACUAAGAAACUGAAAGGAAUUUCCGAACCGGAAGAAGUGGGGGAAAGUGAGGAAGAAAGAAACAUAGAAAUAGAAACUAUUUCCGAGGGGGGAGGGGCUAACCAGAAACAGGGGACCGAAGAAAAUACUUCUUCUUCCCUUUUUUCGGAGGAAGAGGUGGAUCCGAGCAAAAUCGACGAAACAGAAAAGCUACGAGUGACUGGAAAGAAAAAAAAAAAAAUAAAGGGCGAAUUCCACUUUCGUUUUAAAGAGACAUACUAUAAAAAUAGACCGGUUUAUGAAACUUCUUAUCUGGAUGGGAAUCAAGAAAGUUCGAAGUUAGAAAUAUUAAAAAAAAAAGAAGAUAAAUAUUUAUUAUGGAUUGAAAAACCUCUUGUGACACUUCUUUUUGAUUCUAAACGAUGGAAUCGACCUUUGCGAUAUAUAAAAAAUGACCGGGUUGAAAAUGCUAUAAAAAAUGAAAUGUCACAAUAUUUUUUUUAUACAUGUCAAAGUGAUGGAAAAGAAAAAAUAUCUUUUACGUAUCCACCCAGUUUAGCAACUUUUGGGGAAAUGAUACAAAAAAAAAUAUAUUUUUUCACACCAGAAAAAUGGUUUUCUGAUGAAUUGUAUACUGAUUGGAGUUUUAUCAAUGAACUAAAAAGAAGAAAUUUGAGUAAGGAGUUUAUAAAAAGAGUCGAAUCUUUAGAUAAGGAAUCUUUUGAUCUGGGCAUACUUGAAAAAAGGACUCGAUUCUCUAAUAAUGAAACUAAACGAGAAUACUUGCCUAAACUAUAUGAUCCUUUCUUGCAUGGACCCUACCGCGGAAGAAUCAAAAAAUGGGGUUCCCCUUUAAGCAUAAAUCAAACUUAUAAAAAAAACACGGAUCCAUUUUGGAUAAAUAAGAUUCAUGCUCUACUUCUUACUACUGAUUAUCACGACCUUGAACAGACACUAGAUACACUCAAUAUAAAAUCAUUAGCAAGAAAAGAACUCUCUUUAUUGACAUUGACAGAAGAUGAACAGGGAAAUAUCGAUUCCGAGGAUCGAGUCAAAAUUUUGAAAUUUUUAUUCAAUAUAGUUAUAACUAAUCCCAACAAUCAAACAAUUAGAAAAAAAUCUAUUGGAAUAAAAGAAAUAAGUAAAAAAGUUCCUCGAUGGUCAUACAAAUUAAUCGACGAUUUAGAACAACAGGAGGGAGAAAACGAGGAAAAUGUAACAGCAGAGCAUGAAAUUCGUUCAAGAAAAUCCAAGCGCGUCGUGAUUUUUACUAAUAACCAGGCAAACGCCGAUACUUAUACUAAUACCAAGGAUGCUAAUGAUCCUGAUCAAACAGACGAAGUGGCUUUGAUACGCUAUUCGCAACAAUCGGAUUUUCGGCGCGACAUAAUAAAGGGUUCCAUGCGUGCCCAAAGGCGUAAAACAAUUACUUGGGAGCUGUUUCAAGCAAAUGUACAUUCCCCCCUUUUUUUGGACAGAGUAGACAAACCACUCUUUUUUUCUUUUGAUAUUUCUGGACCGCUGAAACGAAUAUCUCGAAAUUGGAUAUAAAACAAAGAAUCAAAAAUUUCUGAUUAUACAGAAAAAAAGAUCGAGAAAAAAGACGAGGCCAAAAGAGAAAAAUACAAAAGAGAAGAGAAAAUGAGGAUAGAAAUAGCAGAAGCUUGGGAUAGUCUUUUACUUGCUCAAGUAAUAAGGGGCUCCGUGUUAAUAACCCAAUCAAUUCUUAGAAAAUAUAUUAUAUUACCUUCACUGAUAAUAGUUAAAAACAUUGCCCGUAUGUUAUUAUUUCAAUUUCCUGAGUGGUCUGAGGAUUUAACGGAUUGGAAUCGAGAAAUGCAUGUUAAAUGCACUUAUAAUGGUGUUCAAUUAUCCGAAACAGAAUUUCCAAAAAACUGGUUAACAGACGGUAUUCAGAUAAAGAUCCUAUUUCCUUUUUGCCUGAAACCUUGGCACAGAUUUAAACUACAACCCUCUCAUAAAGAUCCAAUGAAAAAAAAGAAAGGUCAAAAGAAUGAUUUUUGCUUUUUAACAGUUUGGGGAAUGGAAACUGAACUACCUUUCGGCUCUCCUCGAAAACGGCGUUCGUUUUUUGAGCCUAUUUUUAAAGAACUAAAAAAAAAAAUAAAAAAAUGGAAAACGAAAUGUUUUAUAGCUUUAACAAUUUUAAAAGAAAAAACUAAAUUGUUUCGAAAAGCUUCAAAAGAAACAAAAAAAUGUAUCACUCAAAGCAUUCUAUUUCUAAAAGGAAUAAUAAAAGAACUUUCAAAAAUAAAUCCAAUUCCAUUUUUUGGGUUGAGAGAACCAUAUGAAUUGGGCGAAACUAAAAAGGAUUCGAUAAUCAGUAAUAAGAUGAUUCACAAAUCAUCCCUUCAAAUUCAAUCUAUGGCGUGGACAAAUUAUUCAUUAACCGAAAAAAAAAUAAAAGAUCUGACUAAGAGAACAAACACAAUCAAAAAUCAAAUACAAAAAAUUCUAAUUAUAAAAGACAAGAAAAACGAAUUUCUAACUCAAGAAAUAAAUAGUAGUUCUAACAAAAUAAGUUAUCAGGAUAAAAUAUUAGAAUCAUCAAAAAAAUUUUGGCAAAUAGUAAAAAGAAGAAAUAUUCGAUUAAUCCGGAAAUUCUAUUUUUUUAUAAAUUUUUUCAUUGAAAAGAUAUACAUGGAUAUUCUUCUAUAUAUCAUUAAUAUUCCAAGAACCAAUACCCAACUUUUUCUUGAAUCAACAAAAAAAAUGAUUGAGAACUUCAUUCACAAUAAUGAAGCAAAUCAAGAAAGAAUUAAUAAAACAACUAAAAAUACAACUCAUUUUAUUUCAACUAUAAAAACCUCACUUUCUUCACUUUCUAAUAUUAGUAUUAGAAAUAAAAUGAAAAAGCUUUUGUGACUUAUCCUCCUCUCACAAGCAUAUGUAUUUUACAAAUUAUCACAAACCCAAGUUAUUAGUUUUUAUAAAUUCAAACCUAUCCUUCAAUAUCAUGGAACAUCUCUUUUUCUUAAAAAUGAAAUAAAAGAUUAUUUUGAAGAACGGGGAGUAUCUCAUUCCAGAUUAAGACAUCAUUAUGGGUUAAGACAGAAAAUUGUUUGGCAUUCUGGAAUGAAUGAAUGGAAAAACUGGUUAAGGAGUCGUUAUCAAUACGAUUUAGUUCAGAAUAGAUGGCUAAAAUUAGGACCAGGACAAUGGCGAAAUAGAGUCAAUCAACACUAUCUGGCUCAAAAUAAACAUUUAACAAAAUGGGAUUCAGAUGAAAAAGAAAGAUUAAUUCAUUAGAAAAAAAAUGAUUUUCAAGCGAACUCAUUACUAACUCAAGAAUAUAAACUGAAUCAAGAACAAAAAUAUAAAAAAUCUAAUUUUAAAAAACACUAUGGAUAUGAUUUUUUAUCAUAUAAAUCUAUUAAUUAUCAAGAUAAGAGGGACCCGUAUGCUUAUGGAUCACCAUUCCAAGUAAAUAAGAGGGAAGAGAGUUCUUAUCAUUACAACAUGGAUAAACAAAAUUUUUUUGAUACACUGAGGGAUAUCCCCAUCCAUAAUUAUCUAGGAGAAGGCGAUAUCCUAGAUGCUAUGGGGAAUUUUUCGCACAGAAAGUUUUUUAAUUGGAGAAUUCUUGAUUUUUGUCUUAGAAAUAAGGUCGAUAUUGAGUCCUGGGUCGAUACCAGUACCAAGAGUAAGAAAAAUAUUAAGACUGUGGUUAAGAAUUAUCAAAUAAUUGAUAAAAUGGACCUUUUUUAUUUCACAAUUUAUCAAGAUCAAGAAAGCAACCCAUCCAAUAAAAAAGGAAGCCAUUUUGAUUGGAUGGGACUGAAUGAAGAAAUACUAAGUCAUCCUAUACCGAAUCUAGAACUUUGGUUCUUCCCAGAAUUUGUGCUGCUAUAUAAUGCAUAUAAGGUUAAACCAUGGAUCAUACCAAUAAAAUUACUUCUUUUCAAUUUUAAUGGAAAUAGGAACAUUAAUAAAAAUAUUAUUGAAAAUAAAAAAAGGGACUCCCUUAUAGCACCAAACGAAAAACAAAUUAUUGGAUUAGAGAAUCGAAAUCAAGAAGAAAAAGAACCCAUAGGUGAAGGGGGUCUUGUAUCAGAUGCACAAAAACAAGGAAAUUUUAAAUCCGUUCUCUCAAACCAAGAAAAAGAUGUUGAAGAAGAUUAUGAUAAAUCAGAAAAAAAACGUAGAAAGAAAAAGCAAUACAAGAGCAACACGGAAGCAGAGCUUGAUUUCUUCCUAAAAAGGUAUUUGCGUUUUCAAUUGAGAUGGGAUGAUUCUUUAAAUCAAAGAAUAAUCAAUAAUAUCAAAGUAUAUUGCCUCCUGCUUAGACUGAUAAAUCCAAACGAAAUUGUUAUAUCCUCUAUUCAACGGGGAGAGAUGAAUCUGGAUAUUUUGAUGAUUCAGAAGGAUUUAACUCUUAGAGAAUUAAUGAAAAAAGGAAUAUUGAUUAUCGAUCCAGUUCGUCUGUCGGUAAAAAAUGAUGGACAAUUUAUUCUAUAUCAAACUAUAAGUAUUUUGUUGGUUCAUAAAAAUAAACACCAAAUUAAUCAAAGAUACCAAGAAAAAAACUAUAUUGAUAAAAAUCAUUUUUAUGAAUUUAUUGCAAGACAUCAAAAGAUGACUGAAAAUAAAGACAAAAAUCAUUAUGAUUUGUUUGUUCCUGAAAAUAUUUUAUCCCCUAACCACCGGCGAGAAUUGCGAAUUCGAAUUUCUUUCAAUUCCAGGGAUAAAAAUGGUAUGCAUAGAAAUGCAGUAUUUUUAAAUAGUAAAAACUGUGGUCAAGUUUUGAAAAACAAACAUCUUGAUAGUGAAAAGAAACUAAUUAAAUUAAAGUUCUUUCUUUGGCCCAAUUAUCGAUUAGAAGAUUUAGCUUGUAUGAAUCGAUAUUGGUUUAAUACUAAUAACGGCAGUCGUUUCAGUAUGAUAAGGAUCCGUAUGUAUCCGCGUCUGAAAAUUCGUUAAUGGUACAUUUUAAUGGUACAUUUUCCCCUAUAUUAUGUAUGUAUCGUGACGGGUAUAUGAAAACAAAUAGAUGGUCACAAGGAUUGUCUUACAUUUUAUUCUGAUACACGAUACUAAUUUAAUGACAUACAUAUCAAUUAGAUCGACAAAUGAAUCAACAAAA